AUGUCGCCAGGGAAUGAAGAACGCCUCUGUUGUCCUUUAUGCGGCAAGGUCAUGCUAAGGAGAAAUGUGUACGACCAUUUGAGAAAGAUUCAUGACUGUUCUGAACAAGAAGUGGAAUCAAUGAAGACGAAUAUAAAAAUCGAGGCUAACGCAAGGAAGGAUGAAUUCCACAUAAUCUGUCCUUUCCUUGACCAGGAGGAAUUAGCUUUUCACUGCAACAAGGAACACACUCACGAUGGUGCAAACGGCGAAGAACAGGACUAUACUGUGCACAACCUAGAUUUUGCAUCCAAAAAAGAGUUUGAGAUGUGGCUCAAUGAAAUUUGUGAAAAAACGGUAACAUCUCUUUACAAGAACACGAAGUCCGGCAAUCUUCUCUAUUAUAGGUAG
Molecule: messenger RNA, 390 nt
Organism: Ostertagia ostertagi
Lineage: Eukaryota; Metazoa; Nematoda; Chromadorea; Rhabditida; Trichostrongylidae
Source: the annotation of a GenBank genome assembly